AUGGGACAUGAAGUGAUUGAUCGCAACAGAGAAGCACGGCACUUGAGAUUAUACCAAGACUACUUUUCUGAUAAUCCUACCUAUGGCCCAGUUUUAUUCAGGCGCAGGAAUAGAAUGAGCAGGCCUCUGUUUCUUCGCAUAAUGAAUGCAGUAGAGGAUCACGAUGACUAUUUUGUGCAGAAGAGAAAUGCAGCUGGUUUAAUUGGGUUCAGUUGUCAUCAAAAGGUCACUGCAGCAAUGCGUCAGUUGGCUUAUGGUAUAGCAGCAGAUGCUUUGGAUGAAUAUCUCGGUAUUGCAGAAAGUACCGCUAUAGAGAGCCUGAGAAGGUUUGUGAAAGCAGUUGUACAAGUUUUUGAACAUGAAUACUUAAGAUCACCCAAUGAGAACGAUACAACUCGAUUACUUGAACUUGGGGAGGACAGAGGUUUCCCCGGUAUGUUAGGCUCCAUAGAUUGCAUGCAUUGGAAGUGGAAGAACUGCCCUACAGAAUUGCACGGUAUGUACCAAGGGCACGUGCACGAGCCUACAAUAAUUUUAGAAGCCGUUGCUUCAAAGGAUCUCUGGAUUUGGCACGCUUUUUUUGGUAUGCCUGGGUCUCAUAACGAUAUCAAUGUACUUCAUCGAUCCCCGCUAUUUGCAAAGCUAGCUGAAGGCAAGGCUCCUGAAGUGAACUAUAGUAUAAAUAGACACGAUUAUAUGAUGGGAUAUUAUCUUGCUGAUGGCAUAUAUCCUUCUUGGGCCACAUUUGUGAAGACCAUACCAGAACCACAUGGCAACAAGAGGAAAUAUUUUGCCAAAGCACAGGAAGCAGUAAGGAAGGACGUCGAACGAGCUUUUGGGGUUCUGCAAGCUCGAUUUGCCAUUGUUCGAGGGCCAGCUCGACAUUGGGAUGAAAAGACUCUGGGAUACAUCAUGAAAGCUUGUGUUAUCAUGCAUAACAUGAUUAUUGAAGAUGAGGGAGAAGUUGAUUGGGAAGAACGGUUCCCAGAGGGAGGAGAAAAUGUCAGAGUGUCCCACGAUGAAAUACCUGAUCUUGAUGAUUUUAUCCAAAUGCACAAAAAAAUAAGGGACGACGAAACUCACUAUCAGCUACGUGAAGACCUAGUGGAGCACUUGUGGCAACAUUAUCCGGAUAAAUAUUGA
Messenger RNA from Oryza sativa Japonica Group (Japanese rice), 1143 nucleotides. Lineage: Eukaryota; Viridiplantae; Streptophyta; Magnoliopsida; Poales; Poaceae. The record is from RefSeq and is a predicted model, not a curated record.